This is a messenger RNA of Mucor mucedo, 2131 nucleotides long. RefSeq names its product amino acid/polyamine transporter I. Lineage: Eukaryota; Fungi; Mucoromycota; Mucoromycetes; Mucorales; Mucoraceae. Bases 281 to 1939 code for a protein of 552 amino acids. Gene Ontology annotation, molecular function: transmembrane transporter activity. Gene Ontology annotation, cellular component: membrane. The record is from RefSeq and is a predicted model, not a curated record. The transcript is spliced from 3 exons. Gene Ontology annotation, biological process: transmembrane transport.
CAGUUUUUCUUGCGUUUCUUUUAUAACCCUUUUCUUCUUUUUUCUUCAAAAAGGAUUUUUCUUCUUUAACACAUAUUCCCUGGGAGAGAGUAUUUUUUUAUUCAAAGAACAUUUGAAUUUUUUAACCUUAAAAAAACCUUUUUUUGUCGCACUCUCUCUUUUACUUGCAAAAGUCGACGCACUAAAAAAUAAUAAACAGAAAUAUCAGUAUUUUUGUUUUUUUUUGGAUUAGUCACAUAUAUCGUUUUUUUUUCUCGUUAUUACACGAAACCUUAACUAAAUGGUUAAAAUCAACAAUGCAACUUUACAACGUGAUCAAAUAGAGGAUACAGCUGCCCCUCGAUUCGCUACCGAAGAAGAAAUCCUUGCUUCCUUUGGUUAUAAGCAGGAAAUGCACAAGACCAUGUCUACCAUAUCCAAUUUUUCUAUCGCUUUUGGAUGCUGUUCCAUCUUGUCUGGCUUAACUCCUAUGUGGGGCGAUGCCAUGAUGAGUGGUGGCUCAAUUGCGAUUAUUUGGGGAUGGAUUUUAGUAUCGGUCUUCACCUUUGGUGUGGGCUUGUCACUUGCUGAGAUUUGUUCUGCAUAUCCAGUUACAGGUGGACUUUAUAUCUGGGUGUCUCGUUUGGCACCUCCUGAAUAUAUGCCUAUUAUGUGCUGGUUGACAGGUUGGUGUAACUGGCUUGGUCUUACAGUCGCUAUUACAUCCGCCGAUCUUGGGUUGGCUCAAUUCUUAUCUUCCGUCAUUGCGCUUCAAAAUCCCGAUUAUGAAGCUGGUAUUUACUGGCAAUACGGCAUUUUCAUUGUCAUCCUGAUAGUUCAUGGUAUCAUCAAUUCCAUGCAUGUCAAAUACAAUGGUUUCUUCAACCAAACCUCACUUUACUGGCAUAUAUUUGGUACCUUCCUUAUUAUCGUUGUUGCACUUGUUUUGACACCUAAUAAGCCUAGUGCUAAAUGGGUCUUCACCUACUUUGAAAAUGAUACUGGUUUCUCCUCAAGCUCUUAUGCUUUCUUGAUCGGUCUUUUGCAGUCUCAGUAUACUCUUUCUGGCUUCGAUAGUGCUGCUCAUAUGUCUGAAGAAACCCGUGAUGCUGCCCGGUCUGCUCCUAAAGGUAUCCUAUAUGCUAUUGGUGCUGCUGCUAUCACAGGUUUUGUUUUCAUGCUUUCUGUAAACUUUUGUGUUCAGGAUUUUCAACGCCAAAUUGUUGAAACUACCAUCAGCCCGCAAAUGACCCAGGUCUUUUUAGAUGGUGUGGGUUAUAAAUGGACAGUUGUAUUUACCGUGAUUAUUAUGGGUGCCAUGUUCUUUUCUGGCUCGGCUUUAACGUUGGGUAGCUCUCGUAUGGUUUACGCUUUUGCUCGUGAUGGUGCCAUGCCAUUUAGUCGUUGGUUGAGUGUAAUCAACAAAUCUACCCAAACACCCAUUUAUGCUGUUUGGGCAAACAUUAUUUUUGCCGCUGUCGUAGGAUUGCUUUACAUUGUAAACACAACCGCUUUCAAUGCUAUCGUUUCCAUCAAUACCAUUGCAUCCUCGCUUGCCUAUUUCAUUCCUAUCGCUCUCCGAUUAACCGUCGCUCGCAAGAAGUUUAAGCGUGGCCCCUUCCAUCUUGGCCCUUUCUCUGACAUUAUUAAUUUUAUUAGCUGUUUCUGGAUUCUGUUUACCUCGGCCCUCUUUUUGUGUCCAACAGAGUACCCUGUCACGGCUUCGAAUAUGAAUUAUGCCUCUGUCAUUUUCGUUGCAGUCAUGAUUUGUUCCGUCUCUUACUAUUAUUUACGUGCUAAAGAAUGGUUCCAUGGUCCUGGUAAAAGUUUGGAAGACGAUCCUCAAUUGGAUCCUGUCAGUUUUGAUGACUCGUUUGAACCUGUCACAUUUACUUUGGGUAAACAGGAUUCUAGUAGUGCAUCUUUGGACCUUAAAAAAGGAUUAACUGCUACCAAGUAAAUAACCCUAUUUUCUUUAUCCCCCAUUUAUAUAUAUAUAUGACCUUUUUUUAAUGUAUAUAUCAACCGCUGGCCACCUCUCACCUUCUCCCCCCCCCUCCCUCUUUUUUUUUUCUACUACAUCAUACCUCAACUUAGAUUGUAUAUUUUAUUUCAUUUCUUUCUGUUAAAUAAAAAAGGAAAUGCAGCACGA